Messenger RNA from Gigantopelta aegis, 3731 nucleotides. RefSeq names its product tyrosyl-DNA phosphodiesterase 2-like. Gene Ontology annotation, cellular component: cytoplasm; PML body. The record is from RefSeq and is a predicted model, not a curated record. Gene Ontology annotation, biological process: double-strand break repair. The transcript is spliced from 7 exons. Gene Ontology annotation, molecular function: 5'-tyrosyl-DNA phosphodiesterase activity; protein binding; single-stranded DNA binding. Lineage: Eukaryota; Metazoa; Mollusca; Gastropoda; Neomphalida; Peltospiridae. Bases 554 to 1588 code for a protein of 344 amino acids.
AUGUUGAGUCGGGGCUAGAGAAGUCCUGUCAUGUUUAUAUGUUGAAUCAAGGCUAGAGAAUUUCUGUUAUGUUUAUAUGCUGAGUAGUCAGGGAUAGAGAAGCCCUGUCAUGUUUAUAUUUUGAGUCAAACGGUAAAACACCCGAGCACUGAAACACUCAGAGUACACUGAUCAACAAAUAUUAGGACCAACAGUCCGUUGCAACAGUUACAUACCAUGACCUUUUUUUUAAUCUUGUUUUUUUUUUUUUUUUUUUUUUUUUUUUUUACACCAGUUGUUGUGUACUGGCUAUAACGAGAAAUAGCCUAAUAGACAAGCGACGGUGAUCGAUCCCAGACCGAGUCGACUGCGCAUAUUUGGCACUGGGCGUCAUGCACUCUGCCUUGGUUCUUGUGCCGGAGAGCGCCUAUCACAAAGGAGGGAAAUAAUAAACAGAUUAAUGUGCAAAACAUUAUUUCCUCCUUUAAACAGUUGGGAAAAACAACAAAAAAACCCAAAUCGAACAUAAGUUGAGCUCAAGUUACACAAGAUAAUAUUCUUGAUUUGACUUAAAAUGAGUGAUUCUGAUGAGGAUAAUGAUGCCAAUCUGCCAUCACGUGAUGAAUGUGAAAAAAGAUGUCAGAAAUUUGCCACGGUCACGGGAACGGACACGGCCCUGGCCAUGUUCUACCUACAGGACAGAGACUGGGAUCUUGAGAGAGCACUCAAUGCUUUCUUUGGCGGUUCUUCCCAGGACUCGACCGAUGCAUCCAGUAAACCUGUGGAAGAAGAAACGCCAUCGCAGUCCGAUGUUGUCAGUGAUUCUGAACCGCAUCGGUUUCGACUGUUGUCGUGGAACAUUGAUGGUUUAGACGACAGCAAUCUCAAGUCGAGGACAAAGGGAGUGUGUGACAUCAUUAAUCGUGACAAUCCGCACAUGGUUUUCCUUCAAGAGGUGAUUCCCAAGUCUUUGAAGCUGAUCGAGAAGCUGUGUCCGCAGUACCAAGCGAUCCCGGGCGGUCGGGACGACUACUUCACGGCCGUUCUCCUCAAGUCAGGCUCCGUCGAGUUCGAGAGCUCCAACAUAGUCCAGUUCUUCAGCAGUUUAAUGGAGAGGAACUUACUUGGUGUCAAGUGCAAGAUUAAAGGCGUGCCAUUCCUGGUUAUGACCUCCCACUUGGAGAGUUGCAAGGAGCACAGCAGAGAACGGAUAAACCAGCUGAAGAAAGCAUUCAGUCUGAUGGCCAAAGCGGGAGAUGAUCGCAGUGUUAUAUUUGGCGGCGACCUCAAUCUGAGAGAUCCUGAGCUCGACAAAGCUGGUGGUUUGCCUGAAGGUGUCCUUGACCUGUGGGAAAUAACCGGCAAACGUCCAGAGGCGAAAUUCACAUGGGAUCUGCAACGGAAUGACAACCUGGAGUGGAACAUGAAGUUCCGGCCCCGCUGUCGAUUCGACCGACUCUAUUUACGACACAGCAAACUGAAACCAGCGAUAAAACCGGUCUACUUUGAACUCGUAGGAAUAGAGCGAUUAACAUCAUGUCAGCGAUUUCCCAGCGAUCACUGGGGCAUAUUGACCCAUUUUGACAUUCUUGACAGAGUCGACAAAUGAUGCUGUGUUGGUGAUUUUCCACCGAUUACUGAAGCAUACCGACUCAUUUUGAAUUUCUUGGUGAUCACUGAAGCAUACUGACCUAUUUUCAAAUGUUAGGUAAUUGACAGAUGACGUGUUGGCGAUUUCCCACUGAUCCCUGAAUCAUACGGACCCAUUUUCAAAUUUUCGGCAAUUGACAAAUGAUCUUGUGUUGAUGAUUUCCUAGCAACCACUGAUGUAUACUUUCCCAUUUUAACAUUGUAGUCUUGUCAACAAAUGAAGUUGUGCCAGCAAGUAACCAAUGUUCUGUGGGGCAUAUUGUCCCAUUUUGACAUUACAGACAGUGAAAUGAUGUGAAAUUAGCUGUACUAGUUAUGUGACGUCUACAAACCCACCACACUGCCAUAGACUAAUUCCUGUGUUUGUUAAACCGUACGUCAGGGGCAUUCACCCAGUUUUCCAUAUCCAGGUUUUAAACAGUCUUUUGGGCGUCAUAAGCCAGUUUAAAAAUUGGGUGCCAUUUGUAAAUCUUAUCUUUUUCAUAUUGAAAUCGUGUCACAUUUCAAUUGCAGUUUCAGUUGUUUACUUAUAUUUCACAGGGUCAUUGAAGCCAUUCCCAGAUAACAGUGAAUAAAUAAUUUUCCGUAAGCUCCAUUUUUGUCCACCAGUUUUCAAAAGAUUUAGCAUAAGCUUUCUGAGAGUUGCUAAAGCAAUACAUGUCCCCUGCUUUCUUUCUUUUCUUUCUUUUUACUUAUGUUUGUGCUUAUAUCCAAUUGAGGUUCAAGCACACUCUUCUGGGAACACGUAUCCGUUGUCUGUCCAGGACAGUGGGUUAGUUGGUUAGUGCUUAGUGAGAAAGAAGAGGGUUUAGUGGUCUCACACUGACCCAUUGAGUCGUUAAAACUCGCUUGGGGUGGGAGCUGGUACCGGGUUGCGAACCCUAUACCAGCUUUAUGUCCAAUGGAAUAACCAUGACACCACUGAGGCCGGUGUUCCCUGCUGAAAGUCAAACUUGAUCUAGGCAUAACUGGGUACAUUGCCAUGAAAGUAUUAACUUCAUCUGUACCUGUAUGUGAUAAAGCUAUUUAUCAUCCAUUAAAGUAUUAACUUCAUCUGUACCUGUAUGUGAUAAAGCUAUUUAUCAUCCAUUAAAGUAUUAACUUCAUCUGUACCUGUAUGUGAUAAAGCUAUUUAUCAUCCAUUAAAGUAUUAACUUCAUCUGUACCUGUAUGUGAUAAAGCUAUUUAUCAUCCAUUAAAGGCUUUUGUGGGAGAUAUCGCUAGCACUAUAAUUUGCGAUAUUCUCCUAGGAGAUAAAUGAUUCUUUUUUACGUCACUAUAUGUUUCAGCACUAAACCUAUCAUUAGUGACAUCAUGCCACUGUUGUUCUGCUAGUUAACCAGUCUAUCACUGCCAAAUAUAGUGACAUUCAACCCACUUUACUGACAUUGUUUACAAUUGUCGCAAAUGAAAAUGGAUGAUAAAAAGAAUGCCCCCCUCGUGUCUUGUGAUAUAAUUUAUCAACACUCGUUGAUAAAAGUAUAAAAAUCCUCUGCAAGCCUCAGAUUUCAUACUUUUAUCAACUCGUGCUAAUAAAUUGUAUCACAAGACACUGGGAGUAUCCUCUAAAUUAAAAAUUUCAACUCGAUAUCUUGGGAGAAAAAAAAAAAAGUCCAGAAAACUAUACUAUGGUCGAUGACAGUCACUUUUCGGACCCAUGUUUUGGCUUCAUACACAAUAAAUAAAACAUAUACAAUGGUAAUUUUUUGAUAUGAUAUAUUUGACAAAAUUUCUUUUCAUCUUUUAAAACUUAAUAUUUUGUCCAGAAUUAUGAAAAAUAAAAACACACCGACAUGUAAAAAGCGUUGUCUGGUGGUUAUAGAAUUUUAACAGGGGUCAAGGUUAGUAGACCAGUUUUUAUUUUAGUGUGGCGAAGCAUUGUAAUAAUACAGCUAAUUUUGAAUUUGAAUGACAUCAGUAUUCCAAUGGCGUCACUUUACAUCUCCUUACAAUAACAACUGAUUACAUGAUGUUUCCGUUUUCAGAAUGCUGGAAAAAUUCCAAUACAAAAUUGCUAUUGAAUUUUUUUUAGUUUGAACGUUAUUAAUGCACCUGGAUAUGUUUGAAGAAAAUCUUGUAAUUAAAAAAUUAUACCUUUUACG